AUGACCUCGCUCAAGCCCGACAACGUGUUACACCAAUCCUUGAACAGAAAAGGCGAGGUAAAGACGAUACCUAGCGCGAGGGACGAGAACCGGAACGUAACUGUUGGUAUGCAGUUGGUGUUGGUUGUUGUUGCUAUUGCCGGUGCGAAGGAUUUGGCGGGGCAGGCUGUUCUCAGACUUGGUCAGAUGGGGGAUCUGGUUGUGGCGUUGAAAAAGGAGGUUGUUGAUGUGUUUGGGGACGAGGGGAUGACGAGGCGGUCGUUGUUUAAGUUGCAGUUGAUGGAUAGUCUUUUUGAGGGAGUGUCAGAGGAUGAAUCCUUUGGAAAUUAG
Molecule: messenger RNA, 330 nt
Organism: Penicillium antarcticum
Lineage: Eukaryota; Fungi; Ascomycota; Eurotiomycetes; Eurotiales; Aspergillaceae
Exons: 2
Coding region: 1-330 (109 amino acids)
Source: RefSeq, a predicted model, not a curated record